This is a messenger RNA of Diaporthe batatas, 1059 nucleotides long. RefSeq lists its product as uncharacterized. Gene Ontology annotation, molecular function: nitronate monooxygenase activity. Lineage: Eukaryota; Fungi; Ascomycota; Sordariomycetes; Diaporthales; Diaporthaceae. Bases 1 to 1059 code for a protein of 352 amino acids. The record is from RefSeq and is a predicted model, not a curated record. The transcript has a single exon.
AUGGCGCCAACGGGACCAAUAACCACACCAAUAACGACCCUGCUGGGGAUCCAGCACCCGGUGAUCCUGGCGGGGAUGGCGCGCGUGUCGGGCGGCCGCCUCGCCGCCGCCGUGUCCAACGCGGGCGGGCUGGGCGUGAUAGGCGGCUUCAUGUACACGCCGCAGCAGCUGCGCGACAUCAUCGCCGAGAUGAAGGCGCACUUCACGCGGCCGGACCUCCCCUUCGGCGUGGACCUGGCCCUGCCGCAGCUGGGCGGCAACGCCCGCAAGACCAACCACGACUACACGGGCGGCAAGCUGGACGAGCUGGUCGACAUCACCAUCGAGUCCGGCGCGCGCCUGUUUGUCAGCGCCGUCGGCGUGCCGCCCAGGCACGUCAUCGACAGGCUGCACGCCGCGGGCAUCUACGUGAUGAACAUGGUCGGCCACCCCAAGCACGCGGCCAAGGCCCUCGACCUCGGCGUGGACAUGGUGUGCGCGCAGGGCGGCGAGGGCGGCGGGCACACGGGGGACAUCGCCAACAGCGUGCUCAUCCCGGCCGUGGCGGACGUCGCGGCGCGGUACAGGCCGAAGCUGCUGGGCGGGGACAGCCCCGCGCUCGUGGUGGCGGCGGGCGGCAUCUCGGACGGGCGCGGGCUGGCCAGCAGCCUGAUGCAGGGCGCGGCCGCCGUGUGGGUCGGGACGCGGUUCGUGGCGAGCGACGAGGCCGGGUGCAGCAGGGACCACAAGGAGGCCGUCGUGGGGUGCGGCUUCCAGGACACGGAGCGCACGCUCGUCGUCUCGGGCCGCCCGCUGCGCAUGCGCACCAACGAGUACAUCCGCGCCUGGCACGCGCGGCCCGACCGCAUCCGCGAGCUGUGCGACAGCGGCGUCGUCCCGCUCGAGCACGACAUCGAGCAGGGCAACGAGGUCGACCUGCCGCACCUCAUGGGCCAGGUGGCCGGCGCCAUCCAGAAGGUGCAGCCCGCCGGCGAGAUCGUGAGGGAGAUGGUGGCUGACGCCGAGAAGAUGCUCAGGCUGGGCACCAGCUACCUUGGUGGGGGCAAGAGCAAGCUCUGA